Chenopodium quinoa (quinoa) is the source of this 2320-nucleotide messenger RNA. RefSeq lists its product as uncharacterized. The transcript is spliced from 10 exons. The coding region runs from base 665 to 1741 and encodes 358 amino acids. The record is from RefSeq and is a predicted model, not a curated record. Lineage: Eukaryota; Viridiplantae; Streptophyta; Magnoliopsida; Caryophyllales; Amaranthaceae.
CUGACGUCUUCACGGAGCCCUAGAAUGAAAAUAAAUUUCAUUUAUUUUUUAUUUGAAUUUUUAGUGGUGGAUUCAAUUUUUUUGGUAAAAGUUAAUAAAAACGCUAGUAAAUGGCAAUUAUGACUUGAUUAAAAAAAAUAAAACCAAGGAGAGAUAAUUAUGACGGUUCACCAUCCCCAUUAAUUCUUCUUUUGUCAGAACAAAAAAGUAAAAAAAAAAAAAAAAUUGUUCCUUCUCAAAUCAAGAAAACCAUACUUAGCAACAUUUUUAAAAUUUUCUGUCAAAAACAAAGGUAAAUAAACAAAACUAACCACAAAUAUAUUUUCAACAAAAAAAGAAAUCUCUAGUAUUCUAUCUUUUGUAAACUUCAAGAGCGGUUUUUUAGUGAAGCAUUUCAAUAGUUGGAGAGUAUGGAAGAAUCAUCGUCAAGUUUAAAAGAUCAAAAGGAAUUAGUUGCCCCGCCACACGAUUAUGUCGAGGUAGAUGGUGAUGAUGAUACAAAGGCUUUAGGGGAUGCAAAAGUAGAGGAAAAAACCAGCAAAGUUUAUCGCAAAACGCACAAAGUAUUAAUGUAGGAGGGUCAGGGAACGAAAGAGUAAUAGAUGAAAGUGGAACAGGGCAAGUUUCGCAAGCAACACCAUCAACACAAGAUGUAGACAUCACCAUGGGUGACUCGUCUAGCAAGGUUGUUCCAGAAUCAAAUGCAAUGGCGUUAAGUGGACUACAUCCGAUUGAUGGUGAAGGGAAGGGUGUUGAGGAAGGGAAAGAGAAGGGUAUGGAGAAAGAGAAGGGUAUUGUGGAAGGGAUGGAGAAGGGUAAUGAGACAGAGAAGGUUAUUGGGGAAGGGAACAAGAAUGUAGGUGUUGUAGUUGUGUCAGGUAAGGGUGAUUUGACGAAAAAUGAGGAUGUUGGAGAUAGGAUAAAUGAAAGUGGUGCAGGGAAUCAUCUGGCUACCCUAAAAGGAUUUGGGGAAGAUACUGGUGGUCCAAUGGAAGAAGAAGCCAGUGGAGAUGUGGUGGCAAGAGGUUCACAGCCAAUUGAUCCACAAAAGGAUGAUGUGCCCCCCCAAGCAAUGGUUAUGGCCAUAAAGGGUCAAGACAACAUUCCAAAAGUCAAUGAGGAGGGGGGGAAAGAACGUCAAGCAAAGAAAAUGGUGGAAGACGCACAAAAGGAUGAUGUGCCUUCCCAAAGAGUUGAUAUGGCCAUGCAGCCUGAGUAUGUUGUGGGCAAGACAAAUGAAAGCGCAGCAGCUACAUUAGUUGUAGAUCUAACUGGGGAUAAGGAAAUGGCCAUGAACAAGCAACCAGGAGGUGCAAGUCAGCAAGGGAGGAAAAAUAAACGACCUCAGGAAAUUCAUUCUCCACAAGUUGUUCCAUUUGACAAAUCUAGUUCGUCGAAGAUUGAUGAUAAUGUAUCUGCAACAACUGAUAAACCAAAACGCAAACCGGGAAGACCAAAGAUGAAGGCAAGUACAGAAGGGGAUGCUGAAGCCGAGGAAGUACAAAAGAGGCCGCGUGGAAUACCGAGAGUGUCAGAGGGAAAUAAGAACUAUCCGAUCGUACGAGCAUAUCCCAAAGAUGUGCAAGUUGCUAUCAAAGCCAUGACUGAAGGGCGAAAGAAGUUUGUGAAGAAAACAAUUUUCAGGACAUUUCUCAACAUAAAAAUUAAGCACUUUGACAGGGACUUUUUGGCAUAUUUAUACAGUCGAUGGGAUCCACAACGAAAAGUGUUACGAAUCUGAGACGACUAUGAAAUAACAAUAAACGAGGAGAUGGUGGGUUGGAUCACUGGACUUCCAUAUGGACCCCUGACUUUGAGCAUUCCUGAAAUGGAUGUCACUGACAAAAAAUUCCAAGACUUGAAGAGCAGUUACAAUAAUUCAGGGGGGAUCUGCUUUGCAGUUGUCCACAACAAGUGCAUGGUACAUCUGUGGAAAACAAAGACUUUCUUAAACACUUUGUCCUCUGUGUUUUGGGUAAUGUUUUAUGCACUACAACAAGUAACAACAUUAGCCCUAGCCUUUGUUGGUUGCUGAAAGACAAGUACAUAAAUGAAGCAAAGAGGUAUAACUGGUCCAAAUACAUACUUGAUUGGAUGGUCAAGUAUGGAGGAAGUGAUCCUGCCAAGGGAUUUAAGGGAUCUCCUUUGGUUCUUGUGAUGGAAGAGGGAUGAUGUGGGACAAAAGUGUACCAAGGCUAGGGGCUUGGGAACAAUGGUGUGUUAAUGCUGCUAUUGCCGCUGAUAAGGGAACAGAUGGAAAAUUUGGUGCAGCUGAGGUAGUGCGUGAUGUCGUUUAUGGAAAAGCAUAUCCGAUCGGUGA